This is a messenger RNA of Durotheca rogersii, 2401 nucleotides long. RefSeq lists its product as uncharacterized. The transcript has 5 exons. Lineage: Eukaryota; Fungi; Ascomycota; Sordariomycetes; Xylariales; Xylariaceae. The coding region runs from base 104 to 2248 and encodes 714 amino acids. The record is from RefSeq and is a predicted model, not a curated record.
CUCCCUCCCUCCCCCCUCGUCUCCCUCCCGCACCGCCUACGCUCAACUUCCUCUACUCGCUAUCGCCACCUCAACCCCCGGGCUCCCCUUGCCAGCCGCCGUCAUGGCUGGGCGUCGACUCAGGGCGAUCUCCAACUCGACUGUCGCAACCAUCGAUGACGCAGCCAUACAGUAUUGCACAGAGGACUCCCUGCUGAAGCCGGUGCCUCCCACCAUACACUCCGACCACUGGCCUUGCUUCCUACUUGUGGAUGCCACAAUCUACCAUAAGAAUGGCACGAUUGCGAACCAGCUGCAUGUCGAAUUGGAAGGGCCCUUCAUUAUUCGUGGCAGGGUCGAGAUCGAGAAAGACCAGGAUGAAUUUUUGGUAAACCGUAACAUCAAGAGCCGGUCGGUGUGGAUACAAAUCCAGAACAGCAUGACCUUCGCUAUCGGCAUGAACAAUGCGCCUGUCCUCUGGGCUGGUGGCGUAGCGGGCUGGUACGAGAUUGUCCCCUCUGACGCGUACAAGGCCACAUGCGACAUCAUGUUCCAGGGCAUAACCCUCUUCUUCGCGUUGGAUCAAUAUGACGAGACCCCCAAGACGGGACGAGGCAAUGGCAAGAAGAGCAAGCACAAGACCCGAGCCGAUCCAGCCUUACCUCUUGACGAUAUGCUUUUUCAAUAUGCCGUAACGGUCGGCGACGGGAUUACCUUGCCAGAAGCGUACGAUCGGUUGAAAAGCCAAUCUAUCUUCCUCCUUUCGCAUUUUCCCAAGGGCACCCGGUUUUAUGCCUGGCUGACGAGCGAAUUUCCUAAAAAUGCACAGAAAUUUGUUGCCAAGGAUUCCGACGAUCUCAAAGCUGCUCGAACCUUGGAUCCUAGCCCUCUAACUGCGGUGCCGUAUUCGUCCCUGGGGAAGUCCAACUCGUUUGAGGUUGCCGUUAGGAAGAGGAAGGACAAGGCCUCCUUGACGGGAACGGCCUUGAGGAAUCUUCGCAACAGCGCGACCGCUGAUCCCGAGGUGAUCGAUAUAUCAAGCGACGAACCACAAAGCCGAGGGACCAAGGCUCCCAAGACUAAAAAUAAAUCGUCUAUCAAUACUCGGUCCGACUCUGUCAAAAGCACAGAUGCAACAAUGUUGGACGUUCCCGACGACACUGCGUACUACAACGUAGCCUCUACGCAUCACCUAGGUGGGGCGCGGCCCCCCCCCAACGCGGCCGCCAAAGUUGACACGACGCAGUCGAAUUUCCAGGGGGGGAAAAGAUCCGACAGCCGUGGCAUAUCUGCGCUGCUCGAGGCUUUGCAGUACUUGCGAAAUGAUAUGUUAGAGAAGGUCAAGAAAGGAACGCAGAAAAAACAGCCGGAUCAUGUGACUCCUAAGGGUUGGUUUAAUAACCUCUACUUCCAGAUGAGCACUAAAUCCCCUGCCGCGGUGCCCGAGUUGUGUCAAUACUACGCCCGGGAUUUGGCACGACUACUUGGACCGGAAUGGCACAAAAGCAACUUCUACUUGUGGGUAAAGGAGCGUGUCGAUACGCCACCAACGUUCGACCUUAUUACCGAGGAAGACAUGAAGACAGUGAGGAGACGCCAUCAGAAAGCUAAGCCUACCCGUGACGAGACCAGUGCCACUAUAGAAGAACAGCAGAGGAGUGCAUCCAGUGGUGGGAAGCAACCACAAAGAGGACGUGCCGGGGGUAAGGUAGCUGGCCUUCGUCCUCCUACGGGUAGUAAGAAACGCUUGCGCCAGGAAGCGAGCUUCGACGAGGACGAAAUGGAGCUCGACGAGGAUGGAUCGCUGAAGACGUCGAAGAGGUCGCGAUACUCUGCUGACGACGAUCGUGGCGAGGAAGAAGGUGAUGAAACCUCAACGGUUAGCGACGCCGAAGAGGAAGAGGAGCCGACUGCCCGAGUAGUAACCCGCGCCGAAAACUUACCUUCUACGACACCGACAGGACCAAACCAAACAUGGACAUGCGGAGAGCCCGAUUGCGAUUAUGUCGUCCGAGCCGCCAACCAGGAAGAGGGCCAGGCACUCAUCGCCCAGCACCACGAGGAGCACGAAAAGGCGGCCCAAGACGAGGCUAAGCAAGCUGCCUUGAGCAGGGCGAACCUCGCGCUGAAGGAAUCGCAAGGGUAUAUGCCUAUCAAUAACCUGCUCGCAAAGAUCCGUAGCCUCGGCGACAAGACGGAAAGGCGAAACGAGGUACGGCUCAACGGCCAGACACUCCCGCAGCCUAUCAAACGCGGCCUCUUGAUAUAGCCUGCCUCAUCGGCGCCAUACCAGGUAGCGGCACCGUAUUAUCCGCGAGGCUCUCUCCCUACCCUCCCUCUCUCCCUUCUACCCUAGACUAUUAAUCAGGCGCGGAAACGGUGUUAUAUCUCUCGGUCUCAUGUCCAGCGCGAGCUUAUCAAA